AUGGUCGUUGGUAUCUCUUUAAAAAUCAGGCAGUUAAUUACUCUCUUUUCAAAUCAUAUUAGCAAUGGAAAGUUUUUAGCUCGUUCAUUGGAGGCAAGAAGACAUCAGACUUGUUCAAAUAAGACAUAUAAUGGACGGCAAUCAUUUGGAGUUUCUGUUGUUACAUCGUUAAAGACAUCGUCAAUGGUUAAAAAGCUCAUUGGGAAUAGGAGAUGUUUAGGAUAUAAGCAGAUUGAUCAUAAUACUGUUAGAACUUCCAAGAUCAUUUUUGUUCCUGCCACCAACCAACCUAAGUGUGUUGCAAAUCCUGAAUCCAAGAACAAGAGUAUCUUAGAACAGAGGCCUAUAGACAUUGUAGGACCAAUCAGCCCAGAAAUCAAUAUUGGCAACCACGUACAUUUGGACAUAGGUUUAUCCUGUGUCAUAAUUGUGACUAAUUCUGCUUCUAGGAAAGUUCGGUUGAAGAAGAGAAAUCUGAAAGAUUAUGAAUCUGAUCAUGGUGCUCUUGAAGUUAGGAGUCAUCGAUCAUCUGCUUCCAGAUGGAUGCCUAUGUUUGACUGCCACCUUGUGCAACUCCACAUCACUGUUCUAGCCGUCCUAGAUGGAUUCAAGAGCAAAUUUCAACUCUCUUUUGCGACCCAUAAAGGGCUAUCUAACAAUGUGAGAUGCCAUUGCUCUUUUGGAAGAGUGAGAAAGACAAAUGGAGGAUGCGAUUUUGCACAGAGAAAUAUAAGAACGUGUCACUCUAAUCAAUGCCACCUUCCUUGCCUUCCACACCUUGAUCUAUGGGAUUGCAAGACAAAGAAGACUAUAGGAUGGUGUUUUGAGAUACGAAGAAAGCGGGAGGAGAGUGAGGGGUUGACUGGGGAGGAGAAGGAGAGACAUAGAGGAUUAAAGGAAGAGAUGGAGAGGUUGAUAGAGAUAGAGGAGAUUAAUUGGCGACAGAAAUCUAGAGUUACUUGGUUGAAAGAGGGGGAUAAAUGCACUAAAUUCUUCCACAGGAUCGCCAGUUCUAAUAGGAGGAACAACUUCAUCACAAUUUUGGAGGUGGAUGGGGUUACUUAUGAGGAACCACAGGAAAUUGGAAGCCAACUGGUUCAUUUUUAUCAGAACCUCUAUCGGGAGCAAUUUGAAUGGAGACCAGAAUUGGAAGGAUUGCAUUUUUCUACAAUCAAUGAGGAUGAUGCCCGAUGGAUGGAGAGACCAUUUGGAGAGGAUGAAAUUAAGGAGGUCGUUUUCAGCAUGAACGAUGAUAAGGCCCCGGGACCGGACGGUUUCUCGUUCUCAUUCUACAAAGCGUGUUGGGAUGUGGUUCGACUGGACAUUGUGAAUACUUUAUCUUAUUUUUUUGAACGUGGCAGAUUUCAGAGAAGUUCUAAUGCCACAUUUAUUGUGCUCAUCCCUAAGAAACCGGGAGCGACUGAUAUUAAGGACUUUCGCCCCAUUAGCCUUGUCAGCGGGGUGUAUAAGAUUAUUUCGAAAGUCCUGGCAAACAGAUUAAAGGAGGUACUGGGAAAAGUAGUGUCCAAGUUUCAGAAUGCAUUUGUAAAAGGGCGUCAGAUUUUGGACUCUGUGCUUAUAGCGAAUGAAUGCAUAGAUUCAAGAAUGCGCCUAAGGGCCCCAGGGAUGCUUUGUAAGCUAGAUAUUCAGAAGGCUUACGACCAUGUGAAUUGGGAUUUCUUGUUAUGUAUGCUCAGGCGCUGUGGCUUUGGGGAUAAAUGGUGUAAAUGGAUUCAAUUCUGUAUUUCUACUGUUUCAUUCUCAGUUUUGGUCAACGGAACACCAGAGGGUUAUUUCCGGAGCAGUAGAGGCUUGAGACAAGGGGAUCCAUUAUCCCCUUUGUUAUUUGUCAUUGUGAUGGAGGCUCUCAGUAGGAUGAUUGAAAGAGCAGUGAGAGCGGGUUUGAUAAAGGGUUUUAUGGUUGAUCAAUUGCAGGUGUCUCAUCUGUUAUUUGCAGAUGACACGCUGAUCUUAUGUGAUGCAGAUGUAGAACAAUUCAGGAACUUGCGCCGUCUGCUCUUAUGUUUUGAAGCGGUGUCUGGUUUGAAAAUUAAUUUGGGAAAGUCUGAGGCUAUCCCAGUUGGGGAGGUUAAUAAUGUCGAGGAGCUGGCUGAUAUAUUGGGUUGUAAGGUUGCGCAGUUGCCAAUGUCAUAUGUAGGACUCCCAUUAGGAGCACGAUUUAGAAGUACCCAUAUCUGGAAUGUGGCAAAGAGACUAGAGAGGCUUCAAAGAGAAUUUCUGUGGGCAGGGUUGGGAGAGGAGAGGAGACUCCAUUUGGUCAAUUGGGGAGUUGUUUGUUUGCCGAUGAGGAUGGGAGGUCUUGGGGUGAGGAGCUUUGUGUUGUUCAAUAAAGCCUUAUUAGGCAAGUGGUUGUGGCGAUUUGGAGUGGAGAGGGACAGUUUCUGGAGAGAAAUAAUUGGGGCGAAGUAUGGUGUGACCGAUGGGGGAUGGUGUACAUUUGAGGAUCGUGGUUCUUAUGGGGUGAGCUUGUGGAGGUAUAUCCGACGGGGAUGGAGUGCAUUUUUGGACAAACUGAAGUUUGUGGUUGGAAAUGGUAAUGAGAUUAAAUUUUGGGAUGAUUGUUGGUGCGGAGAUCAACCGCUGAAGGAGAGAUUCCCUUCUUUGUAUCGUAUUGCCUCAGUGUCCACUGCCAUGGUGAGUGAUUCCUUAGACAUUCAUAAUGGGAGUUAUAGCUGGAAUAUAACUUUUGGGAGGGAUCUUCAGGAUUGGGAAUUAGAAGAUUAUUCUCUAUUUAUGACCAUUUUACAUGAGGCCCAAAUUCGGAUUGGAGAGAGGGAUUGCAUCAGGUGGAGGACAGCACAGGAUGACAUUUUUUCAGUUCGCUCAUACUUUGGUUCCCUCAUGGGAUGUGUGAAUAAUUCAUUCCCAUGGAAGUUGGUUUGGCAGUGUAAAUUGCCUCCUCGGGUGGCAUUCCUAUUGUGGACAGUUGUGAGGGGACAGGUCUCAACGGUAGAUAAUCUUCGUCGUAAAGGUUUUUAUGCAACCGAGUGGUGUUAUAUGUGCAAGAAUGAUGGGGAGACGAUUGAUCAUUUGUUCAUUCAUUGUGAUGGUGUACGUUGGAUUUGGAACAGUAUAAUCAGUUCACAAUCUAUGGAUUGGGUGAUGCCUCGUCGUAUAGAGGACGUGAUACGGGCAUGGCGUAGAAAACUUCGGGAUAAGGAUAGCAAAUUAGUAUGGCACCUUAUCCCGGGCUGCAUUGUUUGGUGCGUGUGGAGAGAAAGGAACAACCGUUGCUUCGAAGACCAAACAAAGACAAGAGAGCAGAUAAGAGAAACAUUUUACUUUACCUUGUAUUCUUGGUUUAAUGCUGUGGCUAGAAAUCCUGUAGAUGGGUUGCCUAAUUUCAUGUUUUUCCUUAAUAGCUUAAAGUGA
Messenger RNA from Olea europaea var. sylvestris, 3393 nucleotides. RefSeq lists its product as uncharacterized. The coding region runs from base 1 to 3393 and encodes 1130 amino acids. The record is from RefSeq and is a predicted model, not a curated record. The transcript is spliced from 9 exons. NCBI's taxonomy places the organism in Eukaryota, Viridiplantae, Streptophyta, Magnoliopsida, Lamiales, Oleaceae.